AUGGUAGUGGAAUUAAAUACAAGACUACCCCAGGAGGGUACCAGCAACCCUGGAGAAUCCCUCGCUGAGCAUCCACGAACAAACUACUUCACUCCUGAGCGUGGGUGCUCAGGCUGCCCCGCGUAUUCUGGGGGGGGCAAAAUUCCGCUCGUGACUAAUGCUGCUCGGGGCAAGCGGAGCAAUACAACCAAGGCGACCCCUGUCACGCUAUCCGUGAAUUUUUGCAACAUCAGGGGACUUCAUUCCAACCUUAACGCUGUCCAUUACCAUCUAGAGACGGCGAAGCCGGCCUUGCUCUUUUUAACCGAGACUCAGGUGUCCUCUCCGGCUGAUACUUCAUAUCUCUCCUACCCGGGGUACAAAUUGGAACACUCCUUUGUGCCCCGGGCUGGAGUUUGUGUAUACGUCAGAGAGGACAUCUGUUUUCGACGCCUCGGCAGCCUUGAAGGUACGGACCUGUCCAUCCUAUGGCUGCGCGUAGACAGCGACGACCAUCCCCGCGUCUACGGGUGCCUCUAUAGGUCCCAUAGCGGUAAUGCCGACACAGACCGACUCAUCGACCACGUCCAAAUGGCUGCAGACUCCGUGCUACAACAGGUCCUAUCCGCAGAGAUCGUGAUACUCGGUGAUUUCAACGCCCACCACGCUGAAUGGCUUGGUUCUCGUUCAACCGAUCAUGCGGGUAGAUCUGUCUACGACUUUGCUUUGGCAUAUGGUCUAACACAACUGGUUACUUCGCCUACGCGGAUCCCAGAUGUGGAAGACCAUGUACCUUCCCUGUUGUACCUUCUGCUGACCUCUCAUCCGGACGGAUAUCAGGUCUCCGUCGAUGCCCCUCUGGGCUCUUCGGACCAUUGUCUGAUCCGGAGCACAGUGCCACUCACGCUCCAAUCGCAGUUGCGAUCUACAGCUUGCCGCCGUGUUUGGCACUAUAGGUCAGCUGAUUGGGACGGGAUGCGGUCUUUUUUUGCAUCCUACCCUUGGGGGCGGGUUUGCUUCUCGCCGGAAGAUCCCAGCGUUGUUGCCGAUUCUGUUGCUGAUGUGGUACUUCAGGGUAUGGAACUUUUUAUUCCAUCCUCUGUGGUGCCCAUCGGAGGCAGAUCCCAGCCAUGGUUUGGUCGCUCCUGUAAAAUAGCAUCACGCUAUAAGCAGGAGUGCUACCGGGCCUGGGCUGACGCAUCAACGUCUCGGGAUUUAAACACCAGCGCACUUAAAAAGAAGUAUAAUUCCGCCUCCAGGUCCUUCAAAAGCGUCAUUGCUAAGGCAAGGUCUGAGCACAUCGGCAGAAUUGGCGAGAAGCUAGUUCGCCUUCCUUCGGGAACCCGUGCAUUCUGGUCUCUCGCCAAGGCUGUCCAAGGGAACUUCUGUCAGCCAUCCCUCCCAUCUCUGCACAGAGAGGACGACUCACUGGCCCAUGCCGCAAAAGAGAAAGCCGAUCUGUUGUGCUCUCUUUUUGCGUCCAACUCGACUCUAGAUGACGGGGGGAACACACCGCCGACCAUCCCGCGAUGUGAGUGCUCCAUGCCGGAUGUGCGAUUUACACAGCGCUCGGUUCGCAAAGCACUUUUCUCCCUGGACGUCAGCAAGUCGAGUGGGCCCGAUGGAGUCCCUCCCAUUGUGCUGAAGACGUGUGCUCCGGAGUUGGCACCGGUUUUAACGCGUCUUUUCCGGUACUCCUACUCCCAAGGCGUAGUCCCGAAUUCAUGGAAGACAGCUUUGGUCCACCCGAUCCCUAAAAAAGGCGACCGCUCAGACCCGUCCAACUACAGGCCUAUCGCCAUCACCUCCUUGUUCUCCAAAAUAAUGGAAUCCAUUAUAAACUGCCAGCUCAUGAGGUACCUUGAGGAUCACCAGCUGAUCAGUGACCGUCAGUACGGUUUUCGUCGGGGUCGAUCAGCAGGUGAUCUUUUAGUUUACUUAACUCAUAGAUGGGCGGAGGCAGUAGAGUCCAAGGGGGAGGCAUUGGCCGUUAGUUUGGACAUAGCGAAGGCCUUCGAUCGGGUCUGGCACAAGGCGCUUCUUUCGAAGCUUCCUUCCUAUGGGCUUCCUGAGAAAUUGUGCAAAUGGAUCACCAGUUUCCUUGCUGAUCGGAGCAUCAAGGUCGUAGUAGACGGUGCAUGCUCUGAUUACAAGCCUAUCAACGCUGGUGUUCCACAAGGCUGCGUGCUAUCACCAACGCUGUUUCUCCUGCAUAUCAAUGAUAUGUUGCUAACUGGUAGCAUUCAUUGCUAUGCAGACGACAGCACUGGGGAUGCCUUAUAUACCGGCCGUGCCAAUAUUUCUCGGGAAAACGUCGCCGAGUACCGGGACAAACUUGUGUCUGAAGUCGAGUCUUUGCUUAACAAAGUCUCGGAUUGGGGCCGACUAAAUCUAGUCCAGUUCAAUCCCCAGAAGACACAAGUUUGCGCGUUUACCGCUAAAAAGAACCCCUUUGUCGUAUCUCCUCAGUUUCAAGGCACUCCCCUUGCUGCCUCAGCCAGUAUCGGAAUCCUUGGCGUCGACAUAUCGAAUAGCGUGCAGUUUCGUGGUCACUUGGAAGGGAAGGCCAAAUUGGCCUCUAAAAAGCUUGGCGUGCUCAGCAGAGCGAGACAGUAUUUCAUGCCGGCACAUCGCUUGCAACUUUACAAAGCGCAAGUUCGGCCUCACAUGGAAUACUGUUCUCAUCUCUGGGCCGGGGCACCCCAGUGCCAGCUCCUUCCACUUGACCGCAUCCAGCGCAGAGCGAUUCGAAUCGUCGACGACCGAGUUCUUUCCGAUCGGCUCGAUACACUGGCACUGCGUAGAGAUGUUGCAUCUCUUUGCGUAUUUUAUCGCAUCUAUCACGGGGAGUGCUCUGAGGAAUUGUUCGGACUAAUUCCAGCCGCUCAAUUUCACCAUCGCACGUCGCGACAAAACUCGCGUUACCAUCCAUACCAUCUGGAUGAUUGGCGGUCCACCACUGUGCGAUUUAGAAGAAGUUUUCUCCCUCGCACAACUUCUUUGUGGAAUCAAUUACCACCAGCGAAUUUUCCGAACCGAUACGACUUAGGAACCUUCAAGAAAAGAGCUUACACCUUUCUAAAAGGCCGGCAACGCAUCUGCAAUUCCCCUGGUGUUGCGGUUGUUCAUGGGCGGCGGUAG
Messenger RNA from Parnassius mnemosyne (clouded apollo), 3120 nucleotides. The record is from the annotation of a GenBank genome assembly. NCBI's taxonomy places the organism in Eukaryota, Metazoa, Arthropoda, Insecta, Lepidoptera, Papilionidae.